Molecule: messenger RNA, 314 nt
Organism: Saccostrea cuccullata (small rock oyster)
Lineage: Eukaryota; Metazoa; Mollusca; Bivalvia; Ostreida; Ostreidae
Product: turripeptide Lol9.1-like
Exons: 3
Coding region: 43-288 (81 amino acids)
Molecular function (GO): protein binding
Source: RefSeq, a predicted model, not a curated record
CUCUUUCUGUACAGUUCUAUAGAACAAGUUGUCCUCACAGCCAUGAAGGUUAUUUUGUGCCUUAUAUUCUUAUUUUCAACAGUCUACUGCGCCCCUGUGGACACCCAUCACUGCAGUCUGAUUUGCCCCUACAUCUACUUGCCAAUCUGUGGAUCCAAUGGAAGAACGUAUGGCAACGAGUGUGAAAUGAAUGUGGAGAAUUGCCUAAGCAAAACCCAAGUCACCAGGGUAAGCCAAGGACCGUGUCCAAGUUCUACCACAGACAACUCGGCUCAGCAACUUGGAUAAAUAUGUAGUCUGUCUAAAUAAAUCAG